UUGAUCGCUUUGUCCAAUGGAUAGUGAAGUUAAUUCAAUGCAGUGCGGUCAUUUGUUGCGAGAGUGACGGUAAGUUUAUGUACUGUGAUGUCAAAUCAGUCUACUUUUCGUGAAUCAUUUGUCAAAAUUUAGAGCAGUGUUUUUAAUCAAAGAAGAAAGUUGCAAAAAUGUCUUCAAUGCGAAUGAAAGCAGCCAAAUGUCCAUCUGAUGAGCUUGCCAUCACCAACUGUGCUCUAAUACAUCAAGAUGACUUUCCAAGUGACAUCAAGCAUAUUGAAGUAUCUACAGGACCAUCUCAACACUUUGUGUUCAGCAUUCGGUUCUACAAUGGAGUUGACCGUGGCACUGUUGGAUUUUCUGCCCCUCAGCGAAAAUGGGCUACCCUCUCUAUCGGUCAAACCAUUGACGUGAAGCCUUUCAAACCCUCUAGUGCUGAAUGCCUUUGCAGCGUAACGUUGGAAGCCGAUUUCAUGAUGAAGAAAACAACAUCAACGGAUCCAUAUGAUUCGGAACAAAUGGCCAGAGAUUUCCUUAUUCAGUUCGCCAAUCAAGUUUUUACUGUCGGACAACAGCUGGCUUUCUUGUUCCAAGAGAAGAAAGUCUUGUCGUUGAUCGUAAAAAAUUUGGAAGCCGUCGAUGUGCAAGCUUUAGCGGCCGGAGCCAACGCCGUGCCCCGCCGGGUGCGGAUGGGCCGGCUGCUGCCCGACGCCUCGGUGCAGUUCGACAAGGCGGAGAAUUCGUCUCUGAACCUAAUCGGGAAGGCUAAAGGAAAGCAACCGCGACAGUCGAUCAUCAAUCCGGACUGGGACUUCGGCAAGAUGGGCAUCGGCGGUCUCGACAACGAGUUCAACGCGAUCUUCCGUCGCGCGUUUGCUUCCCGAGUGUUCCCCCCGGAGGUCGUCGAGCAACUAGGCUGCAAGCACGUGAAGGGAAUCUUGCUCUACGGUCCGCCCGGCACCGGCAAGACUUUGAUGGCCCGACAGAUCGGGAAGAUGCUAAACGCCCGCGAACCGAAGAUCGUCAACGGCCCACAGAUAUUGGACAAAUACGUUGGCGAGAGCGAGGCCAACAUUCGACGUUUAUUUGCCGACGCCGAGGAAGAAGAGAAGCGAUGCGGAGCGAACAGCGGGCUUCACAUCAUAAUAUUCGAUGAAAUCGACGCGAUCUGCAAGGCCAGGGGCUCCGUCGGCGGCAACACCGGCGUCCACGACACCGUCGUCAAUCAGCUCCUCUCCAAGAUCGACGGUGUGGAUCAACUGAACAAUAUCCUGGUGAUCGGUAUGACGAACCGGCGCGACAUGAUCGACGAGGCCCUGCUCCGACCCGGCCGUCUCGAGGUGCAGAUGGAGAUCGGGCUUCCCGACGAGAAGGGGCGCGUCCAGAUAUUGAACAUUCACACCAAGCGCAUGCGCGAGUAUAAGAAAAUCGCCGAAGACGUCGACUCUAUGGAGUUGGCAACGUUAACGAAGAACUUCUCUGGGGCCGAACUGGAGGGUUUGGUCCGAGCUGCCCAGUCGACCGCCAUGAACAGACUCAUCAAGGCGUCGAGCAAAGUCGAAGUCGAUCCCGAAGCCAUGGAGAAACUGAUGGUCGAACGUACCGACUUCUUGCACGCCUUGGAGAAUGAUAUCAAACCGGCCUUCGGUACAUCCGCCGAAGCGCUCGAGCACUUCUUGGCUCGCGGCAUCGUCAACUGGGGCUCUCCUGUUUCUUCUAUAUUUGAAGAUGGACAGUUGUAUAUUCAACAGGCGCGGGCGACCGAAGCCAGCGGUCUGGUGUCGGUGCUGUUGGAGGGCCCCCCGAACAGCGGCAAGACGGCCCUCGCCGCGCAACUGGCCAAGCUGUCGGACUUCCCGUUCGUGAAGGUUUGCUCGCCCGAAGACAUGGUCGGCUUCACGGAGACAGCUAAAUGCUUGCAGAUUAGGAAGUAUUUCGACGACGCGUACCGCUCGAGCCUGUCGUGCAUCCUGGUCGACAACAUCGAGCGGCUGCUGGACUACGGACCGAUCGGGCCGCGCUACUCCAACCUGACGCUGCAGGCGCUGCUCGUUCUCCUGAAGAAGCAGCCGCCCAAGGGACGAAAACUGCUCAUCUUGUGCACGAGCAGCCGAAGGCAAGUGUUGGAAGACAUGGAAAUCCUGUCUGCGUUCACCGGAGUGCUCCACGUGCCGAACCUGUCGCAGCCCGAGCACCUGCUGUCGGUGCUCGAGGAGAGCGAGGCCUUCUCCAAGCGCGACCUGCAGAAGAUACAGAGCGACCUGCGAGGAGCCAAAAUCUUCAUCGGUAUAAAGAAGCUGCUCGCUCUAAUCGACAUGGUGAAGCAGACCGACGAAGAAUACAGAGUGUUCAAGUUCCUCACGAAGUUGCAGGAGGAGGGCUGCGUCGAUCUCGGCACAACCAUACAAUAAGAAUCGUCGCAACCUUAGGGAUUACACGCGCAUACCACGUCGCCCACGACCGACCACACCGCGACCCUUUGUACGUCCAGAACUCACGGCGCCAAACUAACCGAGUGCGCACCUUGCACUUCAGACCUCCGCAGCUAUGAAAUAGACUACGAUGACGUCAGCGAAUGCACCGACUCUCCCUUAGACAUCGGCUAUCACAAAAAAGAAAUGGCCGCCAAAAGGACCGAGAUAUCGCCCGCCAAAAUGCCGCUGAUGCGAAUUCGAAGCGUCGAGAUUGUAUUUGAAGACGAAAUGUCGACUUGCACCGACACCGGGCUCCUGGACCGCAGCGUGGAACUCGUCGUCUCGGACAGUAGCGAUGAUUCCACUAAAUGCGCGGACGGUAUCGAGCCUCUACCGCCCGAGAAAGAUUGCGACUCUGUGACGCUCAACGCUGACGGCGACUUGUCGGAGGACGACUCAUCAUCGUCGCUGAACAAACACGAAAUACCUGAAAUCGUUAUUCCACAGCCGACGGCUCCGGCACACGCGACCCUUCUAGUUCGAACAGAGAACGUAACGUCGCGGACGGAUAAUUUGGCGAUGUCGCCAAGUUUCUCUGAAAUGGCAGACUCCGGUCGAUACACAGAGGAAGCUAGUUCAUCCCAUAUAGACAUCGUUGCGAUGUCUUACGAAGACGCAUUGCUUUCAAACUCCUUUGACGUUAUCAAUUUAGAGGAACUUCCGGCCGCGACUCGCUCUUACGAUUCGGACUCAAGCUUGAAACCAGAGACUCCGAGAUUAUUGGAAUACAUUGACAGUAACAGUGACAGCUCAGACACGGAAACGUGUGACUUGGACAGUCGAACGCAUCCUCUGACUCCUCUCAACUUCAUCUUGUCCGAUGACGACCACACGGUGUGCGACAGUUCCGAUUUGCAGUACGACUCUUUUGUAGAUAUGGGGAAGUUUUAACUCUCAUAUAUCCAUUAUAUUUGUAUCGCCAAUAUGUAAUAAUGCUUCUCUGUGUUUAACUGUUGUUCCAUGUUACGGUGUUAUUGGAUGUAUUUAAUUCUAACCUUGUAAAGUGAAAUUAUGUAGUGUUAUUUGAUUAAUAUGCAGAAUAUGUUAUGUUUGAGCUGUUCUAAUAUGAAACGGUGAUGGGUUGCCCGUAAAGGGCUCGGUGGUAUGCGACUCCGGUAACCAUGUCAUUGCCCUCUUUUGUAGUUAAUUUAUACCUUUUGUAAAUAUUAUUUACUCUACUAGCGAACACUGAAUAGUUACUUAAACCCUGUUGCGUGAAAUGACAUGGUUACAGAAAUCCCUGGGUUGUAUGUUAAGGCUUGGUAUAAAAUGAUGUAUUAAUAAUUUCCUUUUGAAUAGAUCAAUUUAUUAUACAUAUAUAAUUUUGAUUCAGUAAUAAAACGUGAUACGACUUCAAGUUGUUUUGUGUUUAUAGAAAGUUGAAUCAAUCUGUAUAGUUUAUAAGUGAAUGUUGUCAAUGAAAUAGUAUUAUAAUAGGCUACUUCAGAUUAUCGUUGUUAAAAAAUUAGAAUGCAAGGCUUUUGCAUUUUUAAAUGUUAGUACAAUUUGUUAGAUGGUGGCAUGUGCAAGCUUAGCAGUCAAUUAUAUUGUGCACCUAUUUAUUAGAAGGAUGUAUUGACGAUUGAAGAAAACUUUAAUAUCUAUAUUACACAUAUGACAAAUAGAAAUAAAUGAACAUGUAGGAAUAUUUAUAUAUUUUCUGUUAUUGUAUUUUUAUUGCCAUUAAAGGGCAUAUUACUAUUUCGUGUUGUUACUGAAUGUAAAUGUACAUUCCACUACAAAAUACUAGUGAUAGCACUACUAGUACAGUACCUAGCCGUAUUGUACCACUAUUAGUAGUAUCAUGCUGUAGUAUUUACUAGUACUUUAUUAUUGUUAGUAGUAAUAUACUACAUACUAUUACACUACUAUGUUAAUAUCAUUCAGUGAAAUUUACUUAAAUAAAUCCCUUUUAGUCGGCGUUAGUGAAAUAAAUAGUGCUGGAGGAUUUAAAAUAAUUUAAGGUCACGAGUAGGUAUACACAAAAUAUAGUCACUAUAUUGAGUUAAAUAAUUCAAUCUAACAUGUUGAAAUAACUAUAAUAUUUUAAACAUCAUCUCAAUAUAGAUUAUCUGAGACAGUAACAGUAAUUAUUUAUGUUAUUACAACGACUCAUAUAUUAUUAUUAUUAUAUAAUGCAUCUGUUAUUUGUAUUGUUCUUUGUAUGAAAACAGUGGCUGAAUCCUUAUAUAAUAAAUCUGUUAAAAAUAUAAUUAUUGAA
This is a messenger RNA of Bombyx mori (domestic silkworm), 4692 nucleotides long. RefSeq names its product vesicle-fusing ATPase 1. Lineage: Eukaryota; Metazoa; Arthropoda; Insecta; Lepidoptera; Bombycidae. The transcript has 16 exons. Bases 168 to 2408 code for a protein of 746 amino acids. Gene Ontology annotation, molecular function: ATP hydrolysis activity; ATP binding. The record is from RefSeq and is a predicted model, not a curated record. Gene Ontology annotation, cellular component: Golgi stack. Gene Ontology annotation, biological process: intra-Golgi vesicle-mediated transport; Golgi to plasma membrane protein transport; SNARE complex disassembly.